Myxocyprinus asiaticus (Chinese sucker) is the source of this 4160-nucleotide messenger RNA. Its product is annotated as FACT complex subunit SSRP1-like. The transcript has 18 exons. Gene Ontology annotation, molecular function: nucleosome binding; histone binding; DNA binding. The record is from RefSeq and is a predicted model, not a curated record. Lineage: Eukaryota; Metazoa; Chordata; Actinopteri; Cypriniformes; Catostomidae. Bases 107 to 2230 code for a protein of 707 amino acids. Gene Ontology annotation, cellular component: nucleus; FACT complex.
ACGAUUCGUUCACGAACUGGACAUCACGCAUACAGGAAUCGGCCUUGAUCCUCUCGCUGGAUAACAAACGUCACAGGUGCACUCUGUCUAAACUGGAGUUGCUGCCAUGAGUGACACUCUGGAAUUCAAUGAAAUUUAUCAGGAGGUCAAGGGCACCUGGAAUGAUGGGCGUCUGCGCUUCAGUAAGCAGACAGUGGUGUAUAAAAACAAUAAGACUGGAAAGGUGGACACCAUUCCCAUUCCUGAGCUCACUCAAGCCCAGUGGAGGAGAGUCUGUCUGGGUCACGGCAUCAAACUGUCCACCAGCACUGGUCACAUCUACAAAUAUGACGGCUUCAAAGACACUUCUCUUUAUGUACAGGACUUGGAGAAGAUCUCAGAGUACUUUAAAGCCAACUACAAAGUGGAGUUGGCAGAGAAAGAUAUGUGUGUGAAGGGCUGGAAUUGGGGCACUGCUAAAUUCGGUGGGCCGUUGCUCUCGUUUGAGGUGAGUGACAGUCCUGCAUUUGAGAUUCCACUCUCCAGUGUAUCUCAGUGUGCAACGGGAAAGAAUGAGGUCACACUGGAGUUUCAUCAGAACGAUGACACAGAGGUCUCCCUCAUGGAGGUGCGCUUCUAUGUACCGCCCACCCCAGGAGACGAGGGUUCAGACCCUGUGGAGGCAUUUGCCCAGAACGUUCUGUCUAAGGCAGAUGUGAUCCAGGCUACAGGAGAUGCUGUGUGUAUCUUCAGAGAGCUGCAGUGCCUCACACCCAGGGGCAGGUACGAUAUACGUAUUUAUCCCACAUUCCUCCAUCUGCACGGUAAGACGUUUGACUACAAGAUCCCUUACACCACCGUGCUCCGCCUCUUCCUGUUACCUCAUAAAGACCAGCGGCAGAUGUUCUUUGUGAUCAGUCUGGACCCUCCCAUUAAACAGGGUCAAACUCGCUAUCAUUUCCUCAUCCUUUUGUUCUCCAAGGAAGAGGACAUCAGCCUCACUCUCAACAUGAAUGAGGAGGAGGUGGAGAGACGUUUUGAGGGGAAACUUAAUAAAAACAUGUCUGGCUCUCUCUAUGAGAUGGUCAGCAGAGUCAUGAAGGCCCUGGUCAACAGGAAGAUCACAGUGCCUGGAAAUUUCCAAGGUCAUUCAGGUGCUCAGUGUAUAACGUGUUCAUAUAAGGCCAGUUCAGGUCUGCUGUAUCCUCUGGAGAGAGGAUUCAUCUAUGUGCAUAAGCCUCCGGUGCAUUUGCGCUUUGAGGAGAUCGCGUUUGUGAACUUUGCCCGUGGCACCACCACCACCCGCUCCUUCGAUUUCGAGAUCGAGACCAAGCAGGGCAAUCAGUACACCUUCAGCAGCAUCGAGAGGGAGGAAUAUGGGAAACUCUUUGACUUUGUCAAUGCUAAGAAGCUCAGCAUCAAGAACAGAGGCUUCAAAGAGGGUAUGAAAGGUAAUGAUGACAUGUACAGUGACUCAGAUGAUGACAAGCAUGACGCGUACCUGGAACGUAUGAAGCAGGAGGGCAAGAUCCGCGAGGAGGCCAAUGACAGUGAUGACUCAGAGGGCGAGAGUGAUGAAUCCUUUAAUCCCGGAGAAGAGGAUGAUGAAAUUGCAGAAGAGUAUGACAGUAAGGCCUCUGCCAGUGAAAGCAGCGCUGAUGAUGGGGACAGUGAUGGGGACCAGAAGAAGAAACCAGCCAAGAAAGCCAAAUUAGUAAAAGAAAGAAAACCUCGUAAGAAAGAGAAAAAGGCAAAGGACAGCAAUGCCCCCAAGAGGCCAAUGAGUGCCUAUAUGCUGUGGCUAAACUCGAGCCGAGACCGCAUUAAAUCAGAGAACCCUGGCAUCUCCGUUACAGAAAUCUCCAAAAAGGCUGGAGAAAUGUGGAGACAACUUAGCAAAGAGAAGAAAGAGGAGUGGGAUGGAAAAGCAGAGGAAGCAAAGAAAGAUUAUGAGCGAGCGAUGAGAGAGUAUAAAGAGAGUGGUGGAGGCUCCUCAGGCACCUCAAAAAAGGAGAGGAAUAAGAAAAGAGGGAAGAAUGAAGAAAAGAGCAAGAGGAAGUCAGGAGGUGGAAGGGAGAAAGAGAAGGAGCGAGCAACAGGCAAUGACAGCUUUAAGAGUCGAGAGUUCAUAUCCAGCGAGGAGAGCUCAUCAGAGUCCGAGAAGGGCAAGGGACGUAAACGCAAGGGGUCUGAUGAUGAAGAGGAAGUGGCCAGCACACCGCCGAGCUCUGAGGAGUCUGGCUCAGACUGAAAGACAAUAAUAACACAUAAACAGUGGAAGACAACCCUGACAUCUUUUUCAGAUGUAAGGGUGUACCUGAUAGUAUGUAUUUUAGCAUAACAUGUCUAAAUUUCACAACUUUUGUUUUUCAAGACGUUCAAAUACACUUGUGUACAUACCUUUGGUAGUGUUGAGUAGUGUGUAUUCAAUGUAUAUUGUCCUGUCCUUCUAUGAUUAUCUGUUUGUACAGAGAGCUUUGUGGAACUGUGUUGCUUUCCAAAUGUAAAGAAACCUUAUCUUUGACCCAUACAGUCUAUUGAGAUUACUUAAGAUUAUUGUUAAUGAAACAAAAACGUCAAUUACAUUUGGUACAAAAUAUAUAUUUUUUUAUUUGUUUUCUUCUUCAACUAUUUUUGGUUGUCUUGAUCUGAUCUCAUUAACUUUUGUUUUAUACAAUAUAAUAUGUUGUUUAGCACAUACAUCAUAUCAGUUUGUUGUUGCAUUAAAUAUUACUGUAAAAUAAAUGUUAAAGACUGUUUUAUGUUGAUAAGAAAUUAACCACUGUUAAUACUUCAGCUACUAACUAGAUAGGUAAGUUUGUCAAGGCAAACUUUGAUGUUGGCUUGACAAAGCCUGGCCUGAAGGUUUACAAAAGUUUUAAAAGCUUGAGGUUUGAAGAUUUAACAUACCUUACAGUUAGAUGGAUGGAUAGAUAGAUAGAUAGAUAGAUAGAUAGAUAAAAAAAAUAACUACAUUGCUUUAUUGGAUAUCAGUGCCAUAUUCAUUCUGGUGCUUCUACUAAAACUCUUGCACACAUUCAGGCCAUGUCUAUAAGUUUUUGGUUAAAAACACUUUGAUUUUCCUAUGUUUAACCCUCUCACAGUGGAACGCUGUUUUCCUCAAUGACCUUAGGAAACAGAGUUUUUAACCGAAAAACAUGUAUGUGUUCUUUUUAAAUCUAAACAUAAUCUCCAAAGUAAACAUUCAUGCAAUGUGUUUAACCUGUCUCCGAAUAAAUAUUUAUAAUACAUGAUCUAUAACACAGACCCAACAGCUCUAGAUCUCACCAUAGAUAAAAUUACAUAACCAACAACACACUCUGAACAAUGGAAUUUUAAUAUGAUUUCACAACCUGUUCUCUAGUUCACGUGUAUCCACACACAUCUGUAUUCUACAGUGUCAGUAAGUGGAAAUGCAAUGUGGUUUUUAAGAUAAAGAGCUUGUGGUAGUAACAAAAGCAGAGUAGUUUAAGAGUGGUCAAACUUCCCCUUUCUCAACAAACCCAACAACAGACAAACAGUCUAAUAGCUGUCAGCUAAUGGGGUUAUAGUGUUGUGCAAAAUGUAACAUCCAUUCAGUUUUAACAGUAAAACUGAAUAAUUAUUAUUUUAGCAGCAACCAUGUUGGAAAGGACAUCAUGAUGUUCACAUUUAUGUUUAUGUGGUGUUAUGGUGGGGAGAGAAAGCAACAGAUAUGAAGAUGACAGAGAUUAAGAGACAUUAUGAAUGUCAGGCAGUGUAGUAAAAAUGGACUUAAAUAUUGAUCUGUUUCUCACCCACACCUAUCAUAUCGCUUCUGUAGACAUGGAUUAAACCAGUGGAGUCGUGUGGAUUACUUUAAUGCUGCAUUUAUGUGCUUUUUGGACCUUCAAAGUUCUGGCCACUAUUCAAAUUUAUGGACCUACAGAGCUGAAAUAUUCUUCUAAAAUUCUUUGUUUGUGUUCUGCAGAAGAAAGAAAGUCAUAUACAUCUGGAAUGUCAUGAGGUUGAGUAAAUGAGAGAAUUUUCAUUUUUGUUUGAACUAUCACUUUAAGACACAAUUACAAGACAAAAAUAUGAUAUGAGAGGGAUGAAAUAUGUUUAACUCUCAUCUAAUCCAUAAUACAAUAUGAACAACAUUUUUAAGGAAUACUUUUUUUGUGGCUCCUGUUUGUGUUUGAAGAAACUGUAAAAACCAAAAC